Molecule: messenger RNA, 4529 nt
Organism: Salmo salar (Atlantic salmon)
Lineage: Eukaryota; Metazoa; Chordata; Actinopteri; Salmoniformes; Salmonidae
Molecular function (GO): peptidyl-prolyl cis-trans isomerase activity; protein binding
Source: RefSeq, a predicted model, not a curated record
CACCGGGCUGCCUCAGGACGCCAACACACUCCCUCCUCACUAGACUAAUUAGGGAGAGCAGGAGAGAGAGUCUAAAGACACACACUGCUGUUUCUUCCCCAGAGCCUGCAGUGUAGCCCCAGGGUUUAAAACACACCUUUUUACCUACCCACAGUUUAGAGAAAAGGAAGUUUGGUAGCUAAAAUGGAGGAGACGUACCUGCUGAACUAUCCAGGGGUCAAGAAGAAGAUUCUGGCCGGAGGGAAGGGCCCAAUGCCCCACUUUGCACCGGGGACCAAGCUGGUGUUCCACUUCCAGACGCUGUUAGACAACUUUGAGCGCACGGUGAUUGACGACAGUCGUAAAGCCAAAGCCAAGGUGCCAAUGGAGAUCUUUGUGGGGAAGAUGUUCAAGAUGGAGGUGUGGGAGACGCUGCUGACCUCCAUGAGGAUCGGAGAGGUGUCCGAGUUCUGGUGCGAUGCCGUUCACACAGGCUUGUACCCUAUCGUGUCCAAAGGGAUGAGGCUGAUUGCCCAGGGCAAGGACCCCCUAGAGGGCCAGAGGCACACGUGUGGCAUGGGGAACAUGUUCCACUACAACACUACUGGCUGGCCUGAGCUGGAUGAACUGAUGAGGACACCUCAGGCACUGAUCUUCAUCAUGGAGCUCAUUCAGGUGGGAGACCCCUUCUCGUACAAGCGGGAGUCGUGGAUAAUGGACAAGGAUGAGAAGAUGAAGGAAGUGCCCUCGCUCCACCUGCAGGGCAAUGCGCUGGUCCGACAGGGGCACUUCAGAGAGGCUGCCAAGAAGUACCAGGAAGCUGUGGUGCUACUCCGGAUUGUACUGUCCAAGGAGAUGCCAGGUGAUGAGGACUACAUAGCCGUGGACAGGCUCAUCACCCCCCUAGUGUUGAACUACUGCCAGUGCAUGUUGGAGCUGGAGGAGUACUAUGAGGUUCUGGAGCAUACCAGUGACCUGAUACACAAACACAAAGACUGUGUCAAGGCAUACUACAAGAGGGCCAAGGCCCAUGCUGCAGUGUGGAACGAGAAGGAGGCCAAGAGAGACUUCAACAUGGUGGCCCACCUGGACAUCACUCUGGCCCCUCUGGUGCACAAAGAGCUGAGGUUCCUCGCUGAUAGACUGAAGGAGAAAUACUGGGAGGAGAAGGAGAAAUACUGGAACUGCCUGGAGCAAGAGGAAAAAGAGGGGAAGAAAGAGGAAGAGGAGAAGGAAGAUGAAGAGGGCGAGAAAGAGAAGGAUGGUGAGAGCACAGUGACCAAGGUGAAAGAUAAGGAGAAAAGCAAAGAUAACUCAGCCUCUUCCAAAGAGGAAGUGAAAGAUGUCAAGGAUGACAAGCAGAAUGAGACAGGGUGGAAAAAGGCUAUAGAGAAGGAUGGAACAACCAUUACUGCUACAGUGAAGGAUAAGGCUAAAGUGAAGGAUAGAACUGCCAAUCAGGCUACAAUGAAGGAUGAAACAGCCAAUAAGAGGACAGAGAGCACCCCGGAAACCCAGCCAGAGACCAAUCAGAGUGCUCAUAUAGAGGGGAUGGACUGGCAGCAGAAAUUACGACACAUCAUGUUCCUGGAAAAGGAGGGUAACUUCCUGCUUACAGAACAGAAAUACAGCGAGGCCACAACAAAGUUCAAGGAGGCUCUGGAGUACGUGGACUUCAUUCAAAACAAGGAGGUGUGCUAUAAAGACAGGAGGGAGGACUGGGACUCUCUGGAGAAGGUCCGUGUGCCGAUCACUCUCAACCUCAGCCAGUGUCUGCUGGAGCUCAGGGACUACCAGGAAGUGGUGGCGCUCAACACCAAGCUGCUCAAGAAACACAGAGAUAACUUCAAGGCAGUGUACCAGCGGGCCAGAGCCCACUCGGCUCUGUGCAACGAGGAGGAGGCCAGGAAUGACUUCCAGAAGGUGGAGCGUCUGGAGCCCAGGUUGAAGCCCAUCGUCAAUCAGGAGAUGAAGAGGCUGGGCGAGAACCUCCGGAACAAGCACAUCCUCGACAAGAAGAACUACUGGGAAGCUACAGAGGAAAAGUGGGGCCUCGAGGGCACCAAGGCCAAGACCAAAGCCAGGAAAGUAAAGAAGACAGUGAAGUUUCAAGAGGAGAAAAAAGUAGAGGGGAGCGUUCAGAAAGAAGGGGAAGCAGGGAAGACUGUAAAAGAGGGAGGUAGUGAUGGAGUGAGAGAGGAGAAGAAGCCAGAGGGAAAAGGAGAGGAGGGGAGUGCGAAGAGUGCGGAGAAAGCAGCCAUUGCUGAGAAAGGGGGAGGUAGUGGGGGAGUGGAGAAGGAUAGUGGGAAAAGAAGAGAGAGUGUAGAGGUAGAGAGAGAUGGACAGGCGGGGGUAGUUAAUAGAGCAGGAGAUAAAGAGACAGAUAUGGCACAGACCAAUGAAGGCAAAGAUAAUGUAGCUACAGAGAGAUCAGGGAAGGAUAAGGCUGUGAAAAAGGGCAAAUGUCACUUAACUGCCGCACAGGAAGUAACCAAGGGAAGCACAGGGAACAAAGGCACCAAUGAGAGUACAAGAAGCAAAGCCAUUCAAUCCGAAUCGACCAAUAGGAGUCCAUUAGCCACCGCUGACCUCCCUAACCCACAGGCCACAGAGGUACUUUCAGAUGUAGCCGAGGAGAGAGUCAGGUUAGACACACAGAUCAACAGACCCAACAAAGGAGAGGCAGAGGAAAGCAAAAUGAAUGACGGGAGUAAAUCAGAGGGAAAGCGUUCUGACGAACAGCCGUGUCCAUCGGAGGGGGCGAGCCACACCAAAUCUGGGGUCUCGACUCGAAAUCCGUCUUUCAAGUCCAAGCGUAAACACAAGAAAAAGAAAUGAAGGAUACUCUGGCAUUGAUAUGAUCAUUAAGUAUCAUGUGAUGAUUCUCAUAAUUCAAUUCAGGAUCAUCGCUUGAGGCGUACACACACACACAACACAAGCAGACGUUCUGUGUAACAAAUACAAAUUUUAUUUCUCCUUUUGUACACAAAGAGUAGAAAGCAGCCAGUAACCCACUCGUUAUUAAAAAGGCAUUUCUUUCACAAACGUUUUAUACAGAUUAAAAACCGACCGGGAGGACAGCAAUAGGGAGGAAUGUUAGUACAGUACAUAAACAAUGAAAUAAAUGGCAUUGACGCAUUAGUCAAACAAAUCAUCACGUAAUGAGGCGUGGUAAUGUUAAUUAAAAAAAAAUUGACUUCAGAUCGACAUUAAAAUAGAGACGAUGAGUGUUUUUUUUUUUUUGCGGCAGCGAGGCAUCUGCCUGUGUCUUAGCACAGGCUAGUGUAUGUUGUCAUAGCUCUGAUUCCCGUAAGAGUUCAGGCGAUUCAUGGCCCUGCCGUGUUACAGAGCGCCAAACAACCCUCGCUGUGUCUCGUACACAAUGCCAGAGUGCACGGGACUCAAACAUGGAAGGUCUCGCAGCUUACAUGUUGGGGAAAAAUGAGCGCGCUCGUUAACGGGUUGACCCCACCAUAUAUAGCAGGGGGCACCACCCCCGUUGGCCAUGUUCUCUAAACUGUCUCUGCCUCGCUCUGUCUCCAGAGAAGAGUGCUUCUCUUCAAUCCCACUGAAGAUGGUGGGACUGGUUCCCCAGCGUGCGGUCGCGCCACGGGGAGUUACUGGUUCUGUUUUUUUUUAGAACAUUAGAUGCCUCAGAUGGAUAAUCACAUGACUACAGAGAGACGUGGUGUGGGCAGUAUAACUCAUUGUUAACACUCCCUCAGAGAAAAAAAAAGCCUUUUGAUGAGUUAGUCUUCAGAGGACCACUACAAAGAGAGUAUUGGCUUCUGGGAGUUUGAGUAAGAAGGGUACAGUGAAGAGCUACAGCUCUGCUGCAUUACAAACAGACCAUAGGAAUAUACAGUGGCAAGAAAAAGUAUGUGAACCCUUUGGAAAUACCUGGAUUUCUGCAUAAAUUGGUCAUAAAAUUUGAUCUGAUCUUCAUCUAGGUCACAACAAUAGACAAACACAGUCUGCUUAAACUAACACACAAACAAUAAUGUCUUUACUGAACACAGUGUAAACAUUCACAGUGCAGGGUGGAAAACGUAUGUCACGUUUCGAUGGCAGGAAAAGGGGUGAAGUCAAGCGCAGGAGACGGAGGUCCGUUGAACAAAACAUUUAAUAAUCCAUAAACAAAAUGCCGCAACAAGGCAGGGUGCAGAGUCCCAAUAUGGCAGGAGAACAGCUCCAAAAUCCAAAAUUGACGGGGCGCAGCCCGGCAACCCUAAAACCUAAAUAGUACGCGGCGUAGUCUAAUACAUAUAUAUAUCCUGGCCACAACGUAAAACAUUACAAGCAACAAUCCCCAAACAAAACAGACAAACUAAAUCCCCCCCCAAUUACAAACGACCGCCGAGCACCGCCCGACCGGAGAGAGGCGCCACCUUCUGUGGACGUUGUGACAACGUAUGUGAAUCUUUGGCUUUAAUAACUGGUUGACCCUCCUUCGGCAGCAAUAACCUCAACCAAACGUUUUCUGUAGUUGCGGAUUAGACCUGCACAACGGUCAGGAGGGAUUUUGGACCAUUCCUCUUUACAAAACUGCA